This is a messenger RNA of Cuculus canorus (common cuckoo), 1111 nucleotides long. RefSeq names its product apolipoprotein A1 (gene APOA1). Bases 114 to 908 code for a protein of 264 amino acids. The record is from RefSeq and is a predicted model, not a curated record. NCBI's taxonomy places the organism in Eukaryota, Metazoa, Chordata, Aves, Cuculiformes, Cuculidae. The transcript has 4 exons. Gene Ontology annotation, molecular function: high-density lipoprotein particle receptor binding; lipid binding. Gene Ontology annotation, biological process: lipoprotein metabolic process; lipid transport. Gene Ontology annotation, cellular component: extracellular region.
CUCCUGCGGGAACGGCCCCCUCCUGCAUAAAUAGCGGUGGUGGGGAAGCAGACGGUUCAGACGGGACGACUGGCAGCACAGCAGCGGCAGGAGAGUCCCGGUUCAGCGCAAAGAUGAGAGCCGUGGUGGUGGCCCUCGCCCUGCUCUGCCUGACGGGCACCCAAGCCCGCUACUUCUGGCAGCACGAUGAACCCCAGGCGCCCCUGGACCGCCUCAAGGACAUGAUGGAUGUGUACCUGGAGACGGUGAAGACCAGCGGCAAGGAAGUCAUCAGCCAGUUCGAUGCCUCCGCCGUGGGCAAACAGCUGGACCUGAAGCUGGCCGACAACCUGGACACGCUGGGCGCAGCUGCUGCCAAGCUGCGGGAGGAUCUGGCCCCUUACUACAAGGAGGUGCGGGAGAUGUGGCUGAAGGACACGGAAGCUCUGCGCCAGGAGCUCAGCAAGGACCUUGAGGAGGUGAAGGAGAAAAUCCGGCCCUUCCUGGACCAGUUCUCAGCCAAGUGGACGGAAGAUCUGGAGCAGUACCGGCAGCGCCUGGCACCCGUGGCCCAGGACAUGAAGGAGCUCACCAAGCAGAAGCUGGAGCUGCUGCAGGAGAAGCUGACCCCGGUGGCUGAGGAGGCGCGGGAUCGCCUGCGCGGGCACGUGGAGGAGCUGCGCAAGAACGUGGCGCCCUACAGCGAUGAGCUGCGGCAGAAGCUGAGCCAGAAGCUGGAGGAGAUCCGGGAGAAGGGCAUCCCCCAGGCCGCCGAGUACCAGGCGAAGGUGAUGGAGCAGAUCAGCAACCUGCGCGAGAAGGUGACCCCCCUGCUGCACGACUUCAAGGACCGCGUCGCCCCCUACACCGAGACCCUCAAGAACCGCUUCAUCACCCUCUUGGAGGACCUCCAGAAGAGCAUCGCCUGAGCCGCCAGCCAGCGUGGCCAGGGACUGACCCUGUCCCCACUCCCGCAGCCCCACGGCCGCUCCCUGCCCUUCGCUGCGGUUCUUCCCCCCAGGCAGGGCUGCAGGAGCCCCACGGCGUCCCCCACUCCUGCCGCCUUCCCUCCCUGACCUGGCGUCGCUCUCCGCUUUGCCUUCCUUUUGUCAAAUAAACGUGACUUAAGUUA